Prorocentrum cordatum is the source of this 1820-nucleotide messenger RNA. The record is from the annotation of a GenBank genome assembly. Lineage: Eukaryota; Dinophyceae; Prorocentrales; Prorocentraceae.
GACACAUUGAGCCUUUCGAGACUUUCGCAGAGCUUCAGAGGCACAUCAGAGACGUCCACGCCCCACCGCCGCCAGCACUAGUAUUCGACGAACAUGGAUUUGGCGGAGAGGGCGAUGAGCCAAGGCGCCGAGGAGCGAAGCCGCGCCCUCCGCUCACGCAGCGGCGACCGCCGAGGCCGACCCAUCCGACGCGGAGGAGACCAGGCCCCCCGAGUCGGACGCGCGGAAGGAGCUCUAGGUUCUCAGCAGGCGGCCCGACUGGCGGAGGGAGGCGCUCCUCACCAACAGCAGCAACAGCAGCAGCGAGUGGGACCAGAGUUGGAUCGGAUCACCAGGGCGCUCGCCGACGUAUUCGACCAGGCCGACAACACGUUCGGACUCCAGAGGCAGGAUAUCACGAGGUUGCAGACGGAGGCCAUCCCGAUGGAGCUCAUUCAGGCGUUCUUCCCAGCUCUGGUUCGCAUGACGCUGCGCAACACACAGAGCAUCGCAGCGCUGGAGGCGACGGCGUUCCACCAUAUCCAUCUCGAGAAGAAGCACCAGAUUUGCCAGGCCAUGAGGAUCACCAGCCAGUUCUUUGUCCAAGAGGCCACCAGGCUGCGGCGGGAGAACGCGCAGGCGCUGCGCGAGAAGGCCAAGGUACCAGAGUUAGACGCCCUAGGAGUUCCACGCCCACAUUUGUGGCUGGCCUUGCUCGGCGCGGUCCGUCAGCAAGGCGAGAGAGUCGGAGCGGCCAACGCGGAGGUGAUUGCGGACUAUCUCGACGCAGUCAAGGCGGACGGAUCGAUGACCAACGAGAAGAUGUGCGACACGGUACGGCACUGCAGGAUAUCAUACACACACGACAGGAAGACAAUGAAGAUACACAUCUCGGCAGAGAGCUCUGGCGUCGUGCCGCAGCUGCUCGACUCCUUGAAGCAGCUCGGGGCGGAGAUCAAGCGUGGGACCCCACCCAGGUCGCACAACGAGCGGAUCAUGCAGCUGUUGUUGGAUCACGCCGAGAUGUAGAUACAUCGUGGACACAGCCUCCCCAAAGAACGAUUUCGACACAUCGAAUGACAUUGCCUCCCAGAAUGAUUCGACACACAGAAUGACCUCGCCACAGAGAAUGAGUUCGACACCCCGAACGAUGACGCCACUGAGGGUGAGUUCACUAGCUAGAGCGGCUUUGCCAUCAUAUCCUGCUCCGCCGCCUCGCGAGUGCCUGAGCCCGAGUAACCCUGGGCCUGCUAGAGAGCGUCACCCUCCUCCUCCUCCUCCCCUGACUCGUCCUUUGACGCCUCCCCCGCUUGACCUCCCUCCUCGAAACUUUUUGGAGCCCCAACCCCCCUCGUCCUCGAGUGCGACUUUAAACCCCCCUCGUCCUCGGCCGCUGAGCCUCCCUCCUCCUUUUCGGAAUCCUGUGGGUCGGUCUUUGGAGGCCAGCAUCCUUCGUUUAGUUGGACGAAUCCCUCGGGGACCUGAUCCUGAAACGCACCGAAGGACGAGGACGCAGGGAUAGAGUUGGGCUAUUAAUUAAGUUCUAUUCUUGCUUGCGUUCCAUUUCGUCUCGGCCUACUGUAGUAGCAUCCUAAUUUUGUCGGGGACGCUCGGUGGCUCCAGGGAUAUCUCCGAGGCUGGUGUCCACCGCGGGGCGUUCAAGCCCCCCCCCUUGGCACUGCCCGCUUUCGAGCGCACUCGAGGUGCUUGGGUCUUUAAGCAGUGCUGGGCAGUUUUCCACCGGCGCUGAGUUACAGACACCCGUGCACCUGAUGUUGCCGCCGCCGCCGCCCCCUUCUUCUCCUCCUCCUCCCUCCUCCUCCUCCUCCUCCUCCUCCUUC